AAUUUUUUUCUGUAUUCUAACCGCCUUUAAUUUUUUUGUAGGGUCGUCAUGUCAAAACAGGACAACUGGCAGCUAUUAAAGUCAUGGAUGUUACGGAGGAUGAAGAAGAAGAAAUUAAACUGGAGAUCAACAUGUUGAAAAAAUAUUCUCACCACAGAAAUAUAGCAACCUACUAUGGUGCUUUUAUAAAGAAAAGUCCUCCUGGACAUGAUGAUCAACUCUGGCUUGUCAUGGAGUUCUGUGGUGCAGGAUCCAUUACAGAUUUGGUGAAAAACACAAAAGGAAAUUCGCUGAAGGAAGACUGGAUUGCGUACAUCUGCAGGGAGAUACUCCGGGGACUGUCACAUCUUCACAUCCACCAUGUCAUUCAUCGUGAUAUCAAAGGGCAGAACGUAUUGCUGACAGAAAAUGCUGAAGUGAAGUUAGUUGAUUUUGGUGUUAGUGCACAAUUAGACAGGACUGUUGGCAGAAGAAAUACCUUUAUUGGGACACCCUAUUGGAUGGCACCAGAGGUCAUUGCUUGUGAUGAGAAUCCAGAUGCAACAUAUGAUUAUAGAAGUGACUUGUGGUCAUUGGGAAUCACAGCUAUUGAAAUGGCAGAAGGAGCACCUCCUCUUUGUGACAUGCAUCCAAUGAGAGCGCUCUUCCUCAUUCCCAGAAAUCCACCUCCACGACUGAAGUCUAAGAAAUGGUCAAAGAAAUUUUUCAGUUUUAUUGAGAGCUGUUUGGUGAAAAAUUACAUGCAAAGGCCUUCAACUGAGCACCUGUUAAAACAUCCAUUUAUACGUGACCAGCCAAAUGAGCGGCAAGUUCGAAUCCAGCUGAAAGAUCAUAUUGAUAGAACAAGGAAGAAGAGAGGAGAAAAAGAUGAAACUGAAUACGAAUACAGUGGGAGUGAAGAGGAGGAGGAGGAGUUGCCUGAGCAAGAAGGAGAGCCAAGCUCAAUUGUUAAUGUGCCUGGAGAAUCGACUCUUCGUCGUGACUUCUUGAGAUUGCAACAGGAAAACAAGGAGCGCUCUGAAGCCAUGCGUAGGCAGCAAAUCCUUCAAGAACAGCAGCUACGAGAACAGGAAGAGUAUAAAAGACAGCUUCUUGCGGAGCGUCAAAAACGUAUUGAGCAACAGAAGGAACAAAGGCGACGACUUGAAGAACAGCAGAGAAGGGAGCGAGAAGCACGAAGACAGCAGGAGCGUGAGCAAAGAAGGCGUGAGCAGGAGGAAAAACGAAAAUUGGAGGAACUAGAGCGCCGAAAGAAGGAAGAGGAGGAAAGAAGAAGGGCAGAAGAAGAAAAGAGGCGAGUGGAGAGAGAGCAGGAGUACAUCAGACGUCAGCUUGAAGAGGAACAACGUCAUUUGGAAAUUCUUCAGCAACAGUUACUCCAAGAGCAGGCCAUGUUAUUGGAGUACAAAUGGCGUGAAAUGGAAGAACAGCGACAGGCUGAGAGAUUGCAGCGUCAGUUACAGCAGGAGCAAGCUUACCUUCUAUCUCUCCAACAUGAUCACAGACAGCAAGAAAGGAAUAAACCUUACCCGGCACCAGAGCCUAAAUCUCACUUCGAAGCAACAGAUAGAAAUAGAGAGGUUGAUGAAAGGUUCAAGAAGAGUAACCAGGGUUCACCUCAAGCACAAUCAAAACAGAAUAGCAAAAUUUUGGAGCCUCCAGUGCCUUCUAGAUCAGAAUCAUUUUCUAAUGGAAGUUCUGAAUCCAAUCCAGCUGCAAUGCAAAGGCCCAUGGAGUCACAGGUUCCAAUGAGAGCCACACCUCGAUCCCCUGUGUUGUCUCGUCGGGAUUCUCCAUUGCAAAGCAGUGGUCAACCAAGUGUUCAAAGUGGUCCAAAAAGCUCCACGAGCAAUAUAGAGCCAAGACUGUUGUGGGAGAGGGUGGAGAAACUCGUACCAAGACCAGGCAGUGGCAGUUCCUCAGGCUCUAGCAACUCUGGCUCACAGCCAGGAUCUCAUCCUGGCUCUCAAACUGGAUCUGGUGAACGCUACAGGCUACGAUCAUCAUCAAAGUCUGAGGGUUCACCGUCCCAACGCCAUGAUAAUCUUAACAAGAAGGCAGAGGAGAAAAAGGACUUCAGGCCAAAUAGACCAGCUGGGGAUGUGUUUCAGGAUCUUGCUGCUUUGGCUAAAGAGCUUCGAGCUGUAGAUGAUGUUCGACCUCCUCAAAAAGUUACGGAUUAUUCUUCAUCAAGUGAUGAAUCAGGAACUACUGAUGAAGAAGAUGAGGAUCUGGAACAAGAAGGGACAGAUGAAACCGGACCGAUGUCAGAUGAUGCUCAGGCAGUACCUUCAAAGCUGAGCAAUGGCGAAACUGAAUCUGUGAAUACAAUGAUUGUUCAUGAUGAUCUGGAGCUGCUGACUGAAACUCCUGUUACUCCCUCUAAAGAUGGCACUUUAAUUGUUCGACAGAGCGCAGGUGAAUUAAAGCGUGCCAGCCACCAUGAGAGUAAUGGCUUUGCAACCCGCAUUCACCUCUUGCCAGAUCUCAUACAGCAAAGCCAUUCCUCCACCUCCCCAACCAGCCAGCAGUCUCCCAUCAUGUCCCCUCAGCUGCCCCCGGACGAGCUCACUACUAAUGAGAGCGAUUUUAGUGGUAGCGGUGGUCGCGCCAUCCGCCUCGCGUGCGACCACGAGGUUCCAACGGACCGUGUUCCUGAAAUCUCCCAUGAGCCAAUCGGAGUGUUCCGACCGAAUGGUCAAUCAGAGCACAGUAGUACCAACCACUCAGGGCGCGCCGAAGGGCCAUACAAUGCUAAAAAAAACCCGGGAAAGAGUGGUGGCGCGUGA
Molecule: messenger RNA, 2789 nt
Organism: Rhincodon typus (whale shark)
Lineage: Eukaryota; Metazoa; Chordata; Chondrichthyes; Orectolobiformes; Rhincodontidae
Product: mitogen-activated protein kinase kinase kinase kinase 4
Exons: 22
Coding region: 84-2789 (901 amino acids)
Biological process (GO): protein phosphorylation
Molecular function (GO): ATP binding; protein kinase activity
Source: RefSeq, a predicted model, not a curated record